Molecule: messenger RNA, 1286 nt
Organism: Stylophora pistillata
Lineage: Eukaryota; Metazoa; Cnidaria; Anthozoa; Scleractinia; Pocilloporidae
Source: RefSeq, a predicted model, not a curated record
GUUCUAAUUACCCAGAGACAGUUAUGGUCAACUCUGGACUGGAUGCAACACUUUUCUAUAAUAGAUCAACUUAUGAGAAUGAGAAUGAUUUCAGGGGGUAUCGUGCUGAGAAAAAUUCUCUCCAAUUUGCUCACAUGACUAAAAAUGAAUCAAAAGGUGCUUGUUCUGCCCCACGUUCGGAUAUUUGUGUGAAACGGAAGAUAGAGUUUCAGAAGGAUAACCAAACGCAUUUGUUGCUGGUGAAGAUCUUCAACACGACAGUCAAUGAUAGCGGAAUGUACGUAGUCUGGGCCAGAUUUAGUAGUAGUGAGAAGCUCCAUCCAAACGAGAAAACAGCGAAAUGCUUAAAAGUGAUACAUGUGAAAGUAGAAGGAGAUGUCUGUUCUAAUUUCCCAGAGACGGUUACGGUCAACUCUGGACUGGAUGCAGCACUUUUCUAUAAUAUAUCUACUUACGAGAAUGGCGAGCAUUUCAGGGUGUAUCAUGCUGAGAAAGAUUCUCUCCAAUUUGCUCACAUGACUAAAGGUGAAUCAAAAGGAGAUUGUUCUGGCCCACAUUCGGAUAUUUGUGUGAAACGGAAGAUAGAGUUUAGGAAGGAUAACCAAAUGCAUUUGUUGGUGGUGAAGAUUUUCAACACGACAGUCAAUGAUAGCGGACAAUACUCAGUUUGGGCCAGAUUCAGUAGUACUGAGAAGCUUCAUCCAAACGAGAAAACAGCAAAAUGCUUGAAAGUGAUACAAGUGAAAGUAGAAGAUAACUUCACAGAAACCUGGACGAGUUCUACGCCACAGUCGACUCAGGUCUACAACUCCAGCAGCAGCAGCAGCUCAGGUCCCAGCAGUUUACAGAAAAAUAGCCACCCGUUUCCUUCAUUGGCGACAGGAUUGAUUGUACUUGUUUUCAUUAUAUUAAUCGGAAUUGGUUUCGUCUAUUUUCGGAAUCGUCAAAAUAAAAGAAAACAAAAAAUAUUCCCUUCUGAGAUAGAAAUGGCCCCAACUCAACCUCCAGCCCAGGGACCUAGCUCUGGAGGAGAAAUGGUGGUCACUAGCUUCUAGUGGUAACACUUGCUGAGUUGCCAAUCUUUAACCAUCAGCUAUACGUUAGAGACUACCGCCCCAUUCUUGUACAAUCAACAUUCAUUUGAGCCAGGGGAUAGUAACAUUAGUUUGAUUUAAACAGAUUUUGAAUAACAAGUACUUUCCUUCAAGGAUUGACUCAUCACUGAAUAAACGCGAUGAACUUGUGUCCUCAUGCCGCCACAGAAAGAAAGCGUUACUGCGUUCUAA